CCCAAGAAGGAAUUAACUGAAAAUGAAGUUCCAUAAAGACUAUCUGGAUUUGAUUUUGGUCCCUUUUGGGUUGCUGAUCAUGUUUUCUUAUCACCUCUUUCUGCUUCACAGAUAUAUCAAUAGGCCUCACACCACAGUCAUGGGAUUUGAAAACAAUGACAAAAGAGCAUGGGUUGACAGAAUUAUGCAGGCCGAAAAUAGGGAUGUUAGCACAGCUCUAUCUGUUAUUCAGUCCAACACAUCAGCUGCUACAUUCUUGGCCUCAGUCUCUUUGACACUUUCUUCUCUAAUUGGAGCAUGGAUUGCCAAUAAUUCCAAUAUUUUCUUGCAGAGUCAAUUAAUCUAUGGUGACACAAGCGCAACGGCAAUUUCCAUCAAAUACAUUUGCUUAUUAACCUGCUUCCUUCUUGCUUUCUCAUGCUUUAUUCAAUCAGCAAGACACUUUGUUCAUGCAAAUUAUCUGAUAAGUACACCAGAUAGUUUUGUUCCAGUUAGUAGUGUCGAAUUAGCGGUCAUAAUGGGUGGCGAUUUUUGGUCACUAGGUCUUCGAGCUCUUUAUUUCGCACUUAACUUGUUGCUUUGGUUUUUUGGUCCGAUACCUAUGUUUAUUUGCUCAUUAGUUAUGGUUCUUGUUCUUCAUUAUCUUGAUUCAAAUUCAAGGCCAUUGCAUUUGCAUCCUAAUAGAUCUCAGGGUGACAAGUUUCAGAUGGCAAUGAACAAUCUUGACUUAUGA
This is a messenger RNA of Trifolium pratense (red clover), 733 nucleotides long. RefSeq lists its product as uncharacterized. Bases 23 to 733 code for a protein of 236 amino acids. Lineage: Eukaryota; Viridiplantae; Streptophyta; Magnoliopsida; Fabales; Fabaceae. The transcript has 2 exons. The record is from RefSeq and is a predicted model, not a curated record.